This is a messenger RNA of Orbicella faveolata, 7414 nucleotides long. RefSeq lists its product as uncharacterized. The record is from RefSeq and is a predicted model, not a curated record. Gene Ontology annotation, cellular component: actomyosin contractile ring. NCBI's taxonomy places the organism in Eukaryota, Metazoa, Cnidaria, Anthozoa, Scleractinia, Merulinidae. Gene Ontology annotation, biological process: mitotic cytokinesis; septin ring organization; actomyosin contractile ring assembly.
CAGAAAUCAGGAUAAGCUCCGGCCUGAUGGGCCACUUGGCUUCUUUACAGGCUUAACCUUUUACCCUCCUUGGGCUAAUGGGCCAGAAAUUCUUCCUUGCCAUGACACUCGGUCAGAGAUUCCAACCCAUUUUGAAGGAAAAUAGGGAGACUCUUUUAGCACCGAAGGCGCCAGCCUCUAGGGGGGUCCGGGACCAUGCUCACCAGGAAAUUUUGCAAAUUUAGGUUUUCUUAAAUGCCUUUUCCUGCAUUUUGGAGCUGCUAAAUGGAGUAAGACUGCUGGCCUGAUGAGUCUGCACAAUACACGGUGAGAGACUAGGUGAGAUGAUAUGAGAAGAAAGUGUAAUACAUCGCAAAAAAAUACUUAAGAUUAGCAUUUUUUCCCUUGUUUUCACAAUGUAUUACAAAUCGGGAGAAUUUGAUAAGAAUCGGGAGAGCGGAAGGCAACACGUCAGAUCAGGAGUCUCCCGAUCAAAUCGGGAGGGUUGGAAUCUGCUUGGUGCUGUCUCGCUCAAUGAAGUAAAACCCCUGGAGACUGUCCUUCCUUUCUCUGUUGUUUUGUACCAAGCCUCUCUCAGUCUCCCACAAUUUGUUUUUACCUUCGGAAAGGGGUUAUCGGUCUCUUUUUUGAGUGACAAGAUUAAAUAGUGUUGCCAUGGUAACCUUUUUUCUGUCAUGAAAAAGACCAUGUAACUUGUUCACCAAAGAUUGGGCAUUUGUUUGAUGCCAUUUUGUAACAACAAGAGAUGAGAGGUAACAUUGAUCAAUCAAUGAAGAAUGGCUGAAAAAUGCUGGAAACCGUUAUGAGCCACCUUAAAUAAAUUAUUUUUACAAGAUCAUCAUUUCCUUUGGGGGAGGCUGUACUUUUGCAUGUCGACAUCGGGCCUGGGCUCCUAUCUUUAUACAUAUUUUUUAGUCUGCCAAGGCCAGAUAAGGGUCAGAUAAAUCCAAAAACGCAAUUCGUGGCAAUCUCAGCGUGAAACAAAGGAAACUCCACACUUUUGCACGCAGAGGCGAAAGAAGAAAGCAUUAGCAAUGUAAUCACGGGUUUUUCACGCAGUAUCGAACACGCGCCAAAUAAUCACCGUUGAAGACUGGACCGGAAAAAAAACUAUCACGUGAUCACGUGAUUAGCUGAGCCCUCUGGGCGCUCAGUUUCAAAUCGAUCGUCCAUUUGUGAGCGGUUCGAACUUUGACUUUGCUAAACGAUAUUUUCACAAAAGACUGCAUAUUCAUCGAUAAAGCCAUCCUUAUGAGAUAAAGUUUUACGCCAGAAUGGAUCCUUUCACGCAGAAAUUGUUAGCAAGAACCCAAGCAAGGAAAAACCAACUUGUCAAAAAACGCGAGGAACUGGAAGCAUGCAGAGCCAAGAGAAAUUCACCCAUCAAGGACCGAUCACGACAUCCGCUAUCAGAAGACAACACUGACAGCGGCUCAGAAAUUGACACAGAUGACGUCAAGCGACGCAGAAUUGGCAGUGAAGAUGGUGGGGAAAAUGCCAUUUUAAAGAAUUCCAAGAAAACUGAUGUCGACAGCCCAUCUGUUCAGGCUCGAAAAGAGCAGCUUAUUAAAAUGCAACAGAAAGAUCAAGAAAAUGGUGUGACACCAAAGAAACAUUGGAAAGCUUUAACACAGGGAUCUGGAGUUACGAAUUCCAGUACAAGCAGCCCAAGUGUCGCAUCAAGAUCUGCUGCCUUUGAAAAUAACACAGGAGAUGAGCAAAAGGAGAAUACCAAAGAUAAAAAACCUUGUGAGGUUAAGACGCCACAUACUCCUGGGAAACUGGCAGAAGCAAGGAGUGUGUUUGAGAAUGGGGCAUCAGAAAAAGACAUUGGCAACAAAAAAGAGAAACUGUUCCCACCACCUAAGCCCCCAAGGGUGGCUGCCAUGGAAACUAACUCUGAAGAGAUUCAACCUGGGGAGCAGCAGCAGCAGCCAGCUAAGAGGAAAGCUCCCUCUCCCCCAAGGGAGGCAAAAGAAAGCAGCGAUACCAAAGUUGUGGAUCAUAGUGCAACAUCAGUAAUUAAGAGAAAAGCUCCAGAGCCACCCAUCUCUAAUCAGGAAGAGAGCAAGAUUCAACCUGGGAAGAGCGGUAAUGCUGUCAAGAUCAGCGCAACAAAAUGUGAUCCAGAGGACACCAAAGAAAAAAGCAAUCCAUCACAAAGUCCGUCUACUGAUGAAGAUGGCGAUAGAGGCUGCACCCCUGUUCCAGCAAAGAGGGAAAGGAAAGGCAGUGUUGAGAGUUUAGAGGGCAUUGACAAAACUGAAGGUGAUCAACCUACACCAAAACCUAGAAGAAAAGUGCAAAACUCUUGCGAAGCAAAUAAGAAUACACAGGAGGAACAUGGCAGUGAAGAAAGAAAACAAAAAGAGGAGAAAGCAAAAGGAUCUGUGAAAAAGGCAGAGAAAAUGGGGCUGGAUAACACGGUGACAAUUGUAGCAACUCCUGUUGAUACGAGAAGAUCAACAACAGAUAAAUCAAAGCCAAGGCCACAAGAGCAGCCAUGUAUUAUCCAGGCUUGUUUAGUUGAAGACAAACUACCAGCGACUGCUUCAAAGAAAGGAAGCAAAGAAAAUACUGUGACAGUCACAGCGAUUUCUUGUGGUGGCUCAGAAGUAAAAGGUAAAGCCAUCAGAGGAGAGAAAGUGAACAGUGUGGACAAAACUGAAAAACAUCAAAAGAAAGACCAUGUAGCGGAAAAGGUUUCCAGUGAUGUCAUCCCAGCUGUUGCUAUGGAGGGCAAGCCACCAACCUCCUCAAGGAAAACAAGAGAGUCAACCAAAAAAGAUGACUUUGCAUUUAAGGUUCCCAGAAGACCCACCAGGGAGUGCCAAUUUGAUCCAAAUGAAACUAUUAAUCUUAACGAUGUUAACAUUCACGAAAUGACAUUUACCUUUGACUUUGGGCAGUUUGAUCAAGAGCUGGAGAAAGACAGAGAUAGUAUGUUUAAGUUGAGCUACGAAGAAAAGUGCAAACAGCUGGAGAAAGAACAGAAAAGAGAAGAAAAGAAGAGAAAGGAUAGUGCUGGACACUCCUCGGCUGAGUCAACUGAGUCUGAUAGAGAAGAAAGAGGAACCUAUCAGUCCGGGUACAACAAUAAAUCCAGUGAACAAUACGCCACCAAGAUAUCGCAGAAACCCAAACCAGCAGUGCCACAGAGACCAAGGAGAACACAGGAUGUCAUUAAAACCUUACUGGAGGAAGCUGCAUACCAGCAGAACAUUGUCCUUCAGGCAAGUCAAGCCCUUAAUCUGUGUGUUGCAAAUGACAUCACUUUCAGGGGCUCACAAGAAGAAAUUGAAGCAGAAAGAGUUCUUUUACUUGCAACUGAACACAGGACAGCAUGCCUGGAUGAAGUCCAGAAAUUGAAAACUGGAGCUGGUGACACUUUUAAUGGGGAGAGCACAUCAGGUUCUGCGACACCAGCCUGCCUGGCCACUCUAACUAUAUCUGAUGUCAAAGUUACCCUACGACAAGAUUUUAUGGAUGUGUUAAGAGUGGGAAUCAGACAUGAUCUUGGUGUGUUUUACUUUGUGUGUAUCAUUCAACAUGGCCCACAUGAGUUCUACUGUUCAAGGGUGUUGUCGACAAAUGAUGCCACUGAAGGAAACUUCUUAGUCUUCCCUGACAAAUUCACUUUAAAGGACAUUAAACCAGAUUUUAAUGUGGCCAUUAAAGUUUUCUGUAUGAAUGUUAAAAAGACCGUGUUAAGUACACCAGCCACGCCCACCAAGCACAAGAUCUUUCAGUCACCCAAAGUCGUGAAAGGAAUUUUACGAAGAGGAUCAGACAGUCCUUCUCCAGCAACUCAGAUCUCUGCAUCACCACACACAGUGUUCAGAACCAGCAGUUUCUCUCUUGUUGGAGUGACACAUGUCAAUCUGCCCAUCAUCAAAUCAAAGCGAUUCUCUCUUGAUAAGGUGCCCGAUGGCUGCCCCUUGAGUAACUUCAUAGAAAUGAAAGCUGAAUGUUCUCCUCAGUACAGCAACCGUGUAAAUGGAUUUCUGACUAUCCUAGAAGACAUUGGUGGAUAUGGAGCAUGGCAGAGAAGAUGGUGUGUGUUACAAGGUGCUAUCAUGUCAUACUGGAGAUACCCUGGAGAUGAGAGCACUAAGCCCCCAAUGGGAUGCAUCAAUUUAGCAGAUUGCAUAAGCAAGGAGGUAACUCGAGUUGCAAGGGACCUGUGUGCUCGGCCAAACACCAUGGAACUGAAAUUGAAGAGGUCAUGUGGAACUGAAGUCAAGUACCUCUUGGCAGCUGAUACCAAGGCUGACCGUGCAACAUGGAUUGACAGUCUAAAUGAAGCCCUCAGAGAUGGCCGUGCAUGGAUUGUGGAUGAGAAAAAACCACUCUACCCUGACUUGAGCCGUCUGCACAAUCAGGAUGUGUAUAUGUGUUCAAAGGAUGCUGAAUAGAUUUAACAGGCAGUUCUGGUUGGAGUAGCCUUUAGUAGCUGAAUGCCUCCAUUGGGGAUCACAGUUCUGAUAAAUUAAGCUUCUGUUGUCAUUGUGUUUCUAGAUACACAUUGAAGAUGUUGCAGAUAAAGCAAGAUCAACUAUCAAUUUGAAUGCUGUAGUUGGUGCUGAAGAUGUAAUUGCUUAAUUUUGGUUUUGUAGCUAAUUACAUUACAAUGGCAGAAAAUAUUGAAUGCAAAUUUCACCGAAUUUUACAGCUUGGUAGUAUUAAGAGUAUUUACAGAAAUAAGCAGCUUGUUUUUAAUUAAACUUAGCACAAGUCAUUUCAGUGACUUGUUUCACUGAAAGGAGAAAGUAUCAUUUGUGAGGUCAGGAGAAUGUAAAGACAUGUGACAUGUUUAUCAAUAACGUAAACAGGAUUUUGUAAUGGCACUCAAGGAAAGAUGACAUUUUCAAGCAGCAUGCAUUAGCCUGUGUUCCUUGUGAUUUUUUUCUGACUCUCAGUCAAACCAGAUACAACUGUACAUUGUAGGUUUGGUUGAUUCCAACUUGUCAGUCAAUCAACAAAGAGUUGUAGAUAGAGUCUAGCCUGAAUUCUCAAAAAGUAAGCGACCAGAGGAGUUGGGGUGAAAUUCAGGCAAGACAGAAAAAAGUUAAAACAGAUCAACAUUUUUGCAAAAAGAUUAUUCUUUGCAGUGUGCACAAGACCACUGAUUUUACUGAUGAUGUCACACUGACCAACAGUGGUAUUAACAAGAAGGAAAAUUGUGUCAUCAGAAAAUAAAGGAAUGGUGGUAUCAACUUUACUGGGACAUCACGAUCAGAUGGGAUAUGUUUUGUGGGUUACCAUUCAGCCAUUACUUCCAUCUGAUUGGCCUGGUUUUACUGAACUACACAUACCUAGAGCAUUUAAAGCUAUUUAAUAUAAUUAUACAUAGAUCUGCAAAUUUUAAAUCACAAAUUUUGUUUUUCUUAAUAAACUGGUUUUCAAAGUUCGUUUUGUUUAUUUUUUUGUUACAUGCAUCAUAACCUUUCUAAAAGUCCUUGCCAAUAAUUGUUCCCUUGCCUGGAAAGGUUAGCCUCUUAUGACUUACAUCGCUCGAAGAUUACCUUCUCGCUACGCUCAAGGGAGAUAAAUAAGCAAAGGAUUAAGGAAAUGUUGCCUUGUGGCAUGUCUAUAUACAUCAGUGACAUCUCUUCAUCUUUCCUUGCAUAAGUGGUGACACUCUCUUGCACAUAGCAAAUAUUCCCCUACCAUCAAGGGAGUCAGAUCCGACAUUUAUGAGAGAUUAGUCUUUGUUAACAAUGUCCUGGGGGAAGUAGGCCCAGUCUAAUGGGAAAAAGCAGUGUGAACACAAGUUUAUAAGAACCAGGCUCCCUCAUUCCUUCUUGUAAACUUUCAUUUGCACUGCACUGCUUUAGGCCUUUUGUCUUUCUCCUUUGGGACUGACACAGAAACUUGUUUCAAACAAUUGAGAUUUCUGGCAAUAAUAAUUAUAAUAAUGAUAUUUUCCUACACGAGCCUCCAUAAUGCUAGCUAGUUCCAGUCUGACACUGAGAAUACCAAUAUGGCCUAUUCUGCAGUGUAUGUCAUCAAGUUCAGAGUCAGUACAUGCAAGUCAAAAGUUUCCAGCAAUUACAAACCAUGUCUUAACACAAAACUAACAUUUUAUUGUACCCUCAAAAUGCAUACAGUAUGAAAGCACCUUAUAGAACAAACAACCCACAUUUAAUAGAAUAGGUUGUAUAUUAACAGUGCCCCAAGCUCAAUUAAAAAGAUUUUGUUUCACAGAAUAUUACAUCAAUGCAAAAGUAACACCCAGAGUCCCUGCUCUGUGGCACAUUGCAUAUUGUAGACUGCUCAAUUGUGACAAGCUUCAAAUGUUAAGAUCAGUAGAAAUUAUUCUAGUUCUAGGCAAUAAAUAAAUUAUUUUUUGAGUAUAUUCCAAUAAUUUUUCCAUAACAUUCAGGACACCUCUUUAGUAAAAUAAACUUUGAAAAACAAAAUAAUUAGACGGUAAAUUAUUUCCUUAGUUUUCAGAUCUGAUAGUUUACAUGUAACAUAUAUUUUUAAUAUAUACUUUAAAUACUUAACUUGAUGUAUCAGUGACAGAAUCUUUAUUGUCCAUGGUAAUAAUAUUAUAGUUUAAUUAGGAAACAAGGUUCUUGGGAAAUCAAAACUGUUUCAAUCUUUCACAUUUAUGUCUUGUGUCAAACGUUGAUCUAUACUGAAAAAGUGAACGAAUUUAUUACAAUUAACCUUUACAAAUUUAUGUUAUCUUGCUGCUAAAUAAUGCAUAAUUAAACCAUGGUUAUGUACAUUUUUUCCUUAUGUUUGCUGUCGUAUGGUCAUAUUUUAUGUGCAUGCAGACAUAAAUAUGUCCAGAUUCUAGUGGCUGUGUAAACAGCAUAAUCGUAACUAAUCAUGUACACUUUCAUUGAAUGUAGGGAUUACGAUAAAUAGUUUUCUGCUGUUCAAAUUAUAUUAACAAUAUGUAGGAAAAAGGCACUUGUCCAGGUACACAUUUCAAAAUUAUUGGCAUAUGUUUUCUACAUGGGCAAAACUUUAAGUUUUUAGUGCAAAAUCUGAGCAAUACACUACUAAGAUGCCAUACGUUAAUGAAUUCAUGCUAUCAAAAGUACAAUAACUAUCUGACUUAACUUGGCGUCCUGGACAAAACUCCAACAUUACAAACUAAUUUUACUGUCAUCACAAUGCUCCUAGAGACAGAAACACCAAUCCCCUGCAUUGUAAAGCCACUGUGUGUGUAAUCCCAUUUUACAUGUUUUCACAUCUUCUUUUCUAAUAUUUACUUUAACUGGUUUACAACCAUAUGUCUGCAGUGCAUAUCAUGCUCCUCAGGCCAUGUUUACGAGGAGUACAUGGAGGCAGGGUACCUCAGCCAACCACUUACUACAGGCCAGGGGGGUUAAAGUACAGUUGAACCCUGCUAAUAUUUUGAUCUCGCAGGGGAAAUGAAUUUAAAUUGUUCAGGAAA